GCCCCAGUCCAGAUCCGUGACACUCCUCUAGUUGGAAGAGAUGCUGGGGUGUUCAGUAGCGAACUUGCCCUGCAGCCUCUGACGGUCCUUCCCUGCUUUCCUCUGUGCUGAUCUACAAAAAAGGGCUCCAUCAUGGCCGCAGGGGGGCUGACCCCCACCCUCCAGGAGACAGAGGGACCCCCAUCACCCCAAGAAGGGCCAGGGCCGCCCGCCACAGAGGACUUUGCCUACCAGGUGGAAGACCUGGUGCUCCCGGGGGUGGAGUGGCCCUCCAUCCGUAAUGGGCUCCUCCGCAGUCCGGCCGGCCAGGGCCCGUCCCCCUUUGACCGCCUCCUGCAGCGGAGCUGGAGGGACCGGCUGGAGCGGGGGCUCUUCCGGUACCCCCUUCGGGAACUGCGGACCCGGGUCCUGGCGGGGCCCGUGGGAUUUGUGGCCCAGCUGAACGUGGAGCGGGGGCUGGAGAGGAGGGCCCCCCAGAAGAUCCAGAGCGUCCGGCAGAGCUUCGACCCCCAGCAGUUCAACUUCACCAAGAUCCGGCCGGAGGAGGUGCUCUUCUGCUUGGCCAGGGGCUGCCGCCCGGGGGCCCCGAGUCGCAGGGUCCUGGUGGCAAUCAACGUCAGCCCCCUGGAGUUUGGGCACGUGCUCCUCCUCCCCGAUCCCGCCUUGGCGUUGCCCCAGAUCCUCACCCCGGAGGCCCUGCGCUUCGGCCUGGAGGCCGUCCUGCUCAGCGCCCAUCCUGGCUUCCGUGUGGGCUUCAACAGCCUCGGGGCUUUUGCCUCCGUCAACCAUUUGCACCUGCAUGGCUACUACCUGAACUGGGAGCUGCUGGUCGAAUCUGCCCCUUGCAAGCCACUGCUGCCUGAAUCUGGCCUCUUCCUGCUGCAGGACGACUUCCCGGCCCCCGGCUUCCUGUUCUACAGCAAAGAGGGCCGGCAGGUAGAGCGCCUGGCGGGCCAAGUUGCCCGGGUCACCGACUACCUGGUGAAGAAGGAGGUUGCCCACAACCUGUUUGUCACCCGCGGCGCUGCUCCCAAGGGACCCGUUCACGCUCGAGCCAGGCCAGGGAUCCGGGUCGUCGUCUGGCCGAGAAGAGCCUGCUUCGGAGCCAAAGACAAGUCUGCAUUUAAUGUGGCGCUCUGCGAACUGGCAGGGCACCUGCCCAUCAAAACCGCCCAGGACUUUGAGGGCCUGACAGAGGCCUCAGCCAUCCAGACAGUCCAGAAGCAUCUCCUCUCAGGUGCUGAGUUUGCCCAGCUCCAGACUGAGCUGGUGGCUCUCCUCAGGGAGCAGUAGCUGCGGAGCCUGCCUUGCGCGAGUCCCUAUCAUGUCUCUCUGCUGCUGCUCCCUUUGAAAGGAGCAUUGGGUUAGGACUCUGGAGACCACGCAAACCCACCAAGCCCCACUCCCUCAGCUUCAGAGGAGGGCAAUGGCAAACCCUCUCUGGAGACACUUGCCAAGAAGCCCCCCAAUAGGUUCUCCUUAGGGCCACCAUAAGUUGCGAGUGAUCGGAUCACACUCAGACACAAAAAGGAGGAGGAGGAAGGGCCGGUCAACAAAGUACAGAUUGAGCUGGAUCCUGGCUGGCUGCUCCUUCUCUGAGGAGGGGAGAGAGAGGCCUGAGAAGCAGCAGAGCAGGGCCAGGGUUGGAGGGCCAGCCUUGGACUAGGGGUCUGGAGAGCCAUAGUUAGAGUCUCUGUGUGUUGGGUUUGUAUUUCAACUUUUCAAAGGUAUCAAUAAACAUUAAUUGAUUGGAAAA
Sceloporus undulatus (fence lizard) is the source of this 1756-nucleotide messenger RNA. RefSeq names its product GDP-D-glucose phosphorylase 1 (gene GDPGP1). Gene Ontology annotation, molecular function: GDP-D-glucose phosphorylase activity. NCBI's taxonomy places the organism in Eukaryota, Metazoa, Chordata, Lepidosauria, Squamata, Phrynosomatidae. The transcript is spliced from 2 exons. Bases 133 to 1293 code for a protein of 386 amino acids. The record is from RefSeq and is a predicted model, not a curated record. Gene Ontology annotation, cellular component: cytoplasm. Gene Ontology annotation, biological process: glucose metabolic process.